AUGCCUCAUAAGGGACGGGUGUGCCUUCAAAGCGUACCGCUAACUUCUCUUGCCGUAGACAAACUCGCCGAGACAAAGAAGCAAGAGGCUGCUAUGCAUGAGGCAAUCAAGUCUCAGCAGCACCAGCAGAAGCAAGCUAAGGAGCAGUUGCUGCACGAGCAGGCUAGGCAGUACAAGGCCGAGCGAGAGUACAAGCUCGAGCUUGACCCCCAGGGCAAGCACAGCAAGAGGGCCAUAAAGGAGCAGCGCGAGCUGCUCAAGCACGCGGAGAAGGCUGCUACCGGCGCUAUGUGCGAGCACGGGGUCCAGCGCUGCAAGAUAUGCUUCCCCCACCGCGACGAGGCCAAGAAGCAUAUUGAACACGAGCGCAGCCCGGCGCUGGGCAGCCCCACAGAGGUGGACGAUGACGAGUAA
Molecule: messenger RNA, 414 nt
Organism: Volvox carteri f. nagariensis
Lineage: Eukaryota; Viridiplantae; Chlorophyta; Chlorophyceae; Chlamydomonadales; Volvocaceae
Exons: 4
Coding region: 1-414 (137 amino acids)
Source: RefSeq, a predicted model, not a curated record